CAUCACCCUCUCCACCCGUUCGCGUGCGAUUCCUCCUGCACUUCUAAUAAUAACUCGCAUGCGAAACACGCGAGCCGUCUAAUCGACCCGCGACCGCUCGCACACGAUGUUUUCUGGGUCCAAUUCGUACUUAGGGGGCGGGAACAGUGCUCGAGGGCCGCCGCAGCCUCAGUAUGGCCAGCAGCAGCAGUUCGGCCAGCAGCAGGGCUUCCAGGGCGGGAUGCAGCCCCAACAGAUAGGCUUUGGAGGAGGCUCAAUGCAGCCAAUGCAGCCAAUGCAGCAGCAGUUCACAGGCUAUCCGGGCCAGCCGCAGGGCUUUGGACAGCAGCAGCCUCAGCAGACAGGCUUCGGACAGCAGCCCCAGCAGCUGCAGUCGCAGUUCACGGGCUACCCUGGGCAGCAGCAGAACCAGGGCUUCCAGCAGCAAGCUCCCCAGCAGCAGCCCUUCCAGACCGGCGCACCACAGCAGCAACAGCAGCAGCAGCAGCAGCAACAACAAGUUCCCCCGCAGCCGCAGAGACCCCAGGCCACGGGCAUGACCUCGUCCGCCAUGGCCGAUUCUUUCAGGGGAACUUCGUCGUCAGUUCCGCCGCCCGUGCCUGCAAAGACAGGGAGCAAGAUCCCCAGCAUACGGCUGUCGUUCAUCACGGCGCAGGAUCAGGCCAAGUUCGAGCAGCUGUUCAAGUCUGCUGCAGGAGACGCCCAGGCUCUGUCAGGAGACCAGGCGCGAGACUUGCUGCUGCGGUCGAAGCUGCCAGGAGAUGCGCUGGGACACAUCUGGACGCUGUCUGACACUACCAAGUCAGGGCAGCUUCUGUUCCCCGAAUUUGCCCUUGCCAUGUACCUUUGUAACCUGAAGUUAACUGGUAAAGACCUCCCGAACACUUUGCCUGACCGUGUCAAGAACGAAGUGUCAAGUAUGGUCGACAUCAUCUCCUUCAACACCGCCGACGACCAACCGAGCCGUCCUACCCCAGCGAGCAAUGCUCCCUCGUUCAAUGAGCCUCCCACGAUUCAGCAGCCGCAACCGCAGCAAUCGAACAGCCAACUGCUCUCCUCGUUGGCUCCUCAGCCAACCGGAUAUGGCCAGCAGCCUAUGGGCAUGCAACCCACGGGCAUGCAGCCACAGCAGACUGGCUUUGGUCAAGGCAUGGGAGGUGGCUACAACGGCCCGCGUCCUCCAAUGCCACCAAUGCCCACUGGGUUCGGUGGUAACAACCUGACUCCUCAACAAACUGGUAUGGCGCCUCUCAACGCUCAGCCAACAGGCAUGCCUGGCCAGUGGGGCCUCGUUAACACGCCUUCCACUGGACUCCCCAACAUCGAGGCACUAGCAGGGCGUAUGAUGCCGCAGACCGGCCGUGACGCGGGCAGCCAGCAGACUACUAGUGGACUCACUGGUAACGCGACUAUUCCUUGGGCUAUCACAAAGGGAGAGAAGAAGCUGUACGACGACACCUUCAGAGCUUGGGACGGCAUGGGCAAAGGUUACAUUGCUGGUGCGCAGGCUAUUGAGAUCUUGGGUCAGAGUGGUCUACCAAAGCCAGACUUGGAGAAGAUCUGGACACUUGCUGACUCGGCGGAUCGUGGCCGUCUCAACUUGGACGAAUUCGCCGUCGCAAUGCAUCUUAUUUACCGCAAGCUGAACGGAUACCCUGUGCCAAACCGUCUGCCUCCCGAGUUGGUCCCACCCUCUACGCGCAACAUCAACGAUUCGAUCGGCGCAAUGAAGAAUCUGCUUCGUGGCGAUGCUGAAGACAGAAAGAACUCUGGGGCGUUCCUUCAGCCGCAGCGUACUGGUGUCAGCUACCUUAAAACUCACUCGUUCCGUUCCGGGAGUCCAGCAGCAGGAGGCCGAAAGGAUGCUACCGUCUUCCGAAACAACGACGACAAUGCUGGUUACCGCUCAAGCGCAAGACACCGUGUUGGCGCUGGUGGCCGCUCGCCUUCGCCUGCUUCCGGCGCAUCUUCACCUACCUCUGGACGUCCAGACGAGAUGUCUUUGGAACAGCUCAGGAAAGCAGUCAAGGAGAAGCAGAUCCUGCUGGACGCUAUGGACACCCAGGACGAGAACGCUGCUGAUGAGGAUGACGCUCUCGAUCGCCGAGACCGCAAGGAGGCUGACGAUCUAUACCGCCGCAUUCGCAGAGUCCAGGAAGACAUCGAUGCUCAUCCUAAGGCAUCCCUACACGGCGGCGAUUCUGACGCCGAACGCCGUGCGCUCAAGCGACAGCUACAGACUUUGACCGACCGUCUGCCGGAAGUUGCUUCCAACGUGCGCCGCAUUGAGCGUGAGAUUGCUGAUGCUCAGCUCGAGCUUUUCAGGCUGAAAGAUGCUAAAGCGCAUCCCGGAUCCGCAUCUACGAUUGUCGGAACGGGACCUGGCGGUGCGGUGACAGAGUCAGACCGAUUGAAGGCACGUGCUAAAGCUAUGAUGCAAGCACGUUCUGCUGCUUUGACCGGCAGGCCUGCCCCUGCUACUGACGAUACAGGUGCAGCAACUGAGCGCUUGGAGAAGGAGCAGUCCCGAAUCCGAUCUGAGAAGGAGAACAAUGAGCGCAUGAUUCGCGACAUAGAGGAUAGUGUCAACGAGUAUACCAAGGGACUUGAGGCCAGCCUCAAGGAGGGUGGACAUGACAACCGCAGCGAGCACGAGCGGCGCAGAUGGGAAGAGGCUCUCGGUGUUGAGGAUGAGGUCAAGGACUUCAUCUUCGAUUUGCAGCGAAGCAGCCGUGCUGCUCGCGUCCGCAAGGAAGACAAAUCUCGUGAUACUGGUCGCGCUUCUUCGCGCACUAAUGAGACCCAGUCUACUUCUCGCUACGAGAGUCCUGCGCGUGCCACAGAGUCUCCACGUUCGACACCUACACCCGGCGGUGCAUCUUCGUACAAGACACCAGCAGAGCGAGCUGCGUUCAUUAAGCAGCAAGCUGAGCAACGCAUGGCUGAACGUCUGGCUGCUCUGGGUCUCCGAGCUCCAGCCAAAGCUGGCGAGACCCCUGAGCAGCGUGCAGAGCGCGAGAAGAAGGAGCGCGAGGCUAAACUUAGACAAGCUGAAGAGGAAGAUGCUCGCCGCGAGCAAGAAAGACAGAGAAGGCUCGAAGGCGAGUCCACGGCGCCUCCAGCUCCGGCCAAGGCAGCUGGCAAGAAGCCGGCUCCUCCUCCACCAGCCUCGCGCAAGAACAAGGCCGAUGUUGCACAGCAUGAUACAGAGCAGGCGGAGGCUGAAGCAAAGAGGGCAGAGAACGAGAUUGCUGAGCAGGCCCUAAGGGAGCAGCAGCAAGCUCAGGAAGCGGAGACUAAGCGCAUGGAGGAAGAAGAGCGCCGACAAGAAGAUGAGCUGGCCAAGGAGCGCGAGGCUGCCCAAGCCCGGCUCAAGGCUCUGGAGGAGCAGGUACAACAAGGCAAGCUCAAGAAGGCAGAAGAAAAGAAGCGUAGAGCUGGCGCACAGAAAGAACAACAGGAGAAGGAGGCCAAGUUGGCUGCACAGCGUGCCGAGAUCGAAGCUGCUCGUGAACGUGAGCGACAGUUGCAGCUCCAAUUGGAGGCUCUCGAUGACGAGGACUCUUCUGACGACGAGGGUCCUCAGCACAUCACCCCGCAAGAGUCCACUCCUACUGCGAGUCAAGAACUUCCACGAAGCACAGCACCGCCGCCUGCGCCACCUAUGCCGCAGCUUCCAGGGUCGUUCCCAAGCCCUCCCGCAUCGUCGGUCACCAGUCCUCACCCUGUUGCUGGUGGUGAGACAACCAACCCCUUCUACAAGAAGAUGGCCAUGUCUACCCAGGACAAUAACACACCGCCACCUCCAGCUAGCAACACCAGCGAGUUGUCGACGAACCCGUUCCACCGCUUGACGCAGGAGCAGGCUAACAAGGCUGCCGCGCCAACUUUCAACGAACCUGCUGCACCAUCAGCUCGCACUCGUGGACGACAGGACGAUGAUGACUGGUCUGUCGUUGAUUCGGACGAUUCGUCCUCGGACGAGGACGAAGCACCUACACAGGGAGGUGCCAAACACCUGGCUUCAAUCCUGUUUGGCACAAUGGCACCACCACGUCCAUUGUCGUCGAUGGACAACAAGGACUCCCCUGCUCAAAGCCCAGCUCCACCAGCGGGCAUUCCACCGCCUCCGCCAAUGCCUGCAGGCUCUGCUCCUCCUCCACCUCCAGGACCACCACCGCCCCCUAUGGGAGGUGCUCCUCCGCCGCCACCGAUGCCUCAAAUGAAGGCACCUGGUGGUCUGCCAGAUCGCGGAGCUCUUCUUGGUCAGAUUCAGGCCGGGAAGGGUCUGCGCAAGGUUGAGACGAAGGACAGGAGUACUUCAACGACGGCCGGUAAGGUCUUAUAGAGUGUGGGAAGUAGUGUCUGUAGAUAGAUUAUAAUAUUGAUGUUGC
Macroventuria anomochaeta is the source of this 4394-nucleotide messenger RNA. RefSeq lists its product as uncharacterized. Lineage: Eukaryota; Fungi; Ascomycota; Dothideomycetes; Pleosporales; Didymellaceae. The coding region runs from base 107 to 4348 and encodes 1413 amino acids. Gene Ontology annotation, molecular function: actin binding; calcium ion binding. Gene Ontology annotation, cellular component: cytoplasm; plasma membrane. The record is from RefSeq and is a predicted model, not a curated record. Gene Ontology annotation, biological process: endocytosis; endosomal transport. The transcript has 2 exons.